Rotaria sp. Silwood2 is the source of this 588-nucleotide messenger RNA. The record is from the annotation of a GenBank genome assembly. NCBI's taxonomy places the organism in Eukaryota, Metazoa, Rotifera, Eurotatoria, Philodinida, Philodinidae.
AUGCCAAGAAAGUUAACAAAAUUUAAUACAGAUUGGCUCCAUCGACUUGAUUCCAACAACGAUUCGGUAAACAUAUGGUUGAAACAGGGCUCCACACCUACAACUUUCAAGUGCAGUUUAUGUCAAACAGGUGAUCUAUGCUGUGGUAAUCAAGGUUGGAGAGCAAUAGAACAACAUAUGAAUAUUAAUAGACAUAAAGAAAUAUUACGUCAAUGGAAACAGAAUGCCAAAUUUCGUUUAACAAAUCAAACACGAUCAGAUUCACCAGAUUCAUCUACAUUCACCUUUACUAGUAUUCCAGUAUUAGAUACAAAUACAAACAAAAAUAAACCUUUAACAUUAGAUGAUCAAGUAACAAAAGCUGAAAUUCUGUGGUCGUUAAAAGUUGCUGAAAAAGGUCUAAGUUAUAAAUUAUGUGAUGAAUUAAAUGAAUUGUUUUCAUCAAUGUUUCCUGAUUCUUCAAUUGUCGGAAACUUUAGUAUUCAAGCUGAUAAAAUGUCUUAUGUUAUAUCACACGGAUUGGGUCCUUAUUUCAAGAAAAAAUUAAUCGACGAUGUUAAAAAAGUUGAUAAAUUUAUAUUGGUCUAA